UAGUCUUUUGCCAGUCUUUCUGCUUUCAGAUUAAAGACCUGUGUGCUCAGGAAGUUCCUCCAGCUCUAAUUUGUAGGUGCCGAUGUGAUCUUCAGCCAAGACUUCCCAAAAGCAGUGAUCUCCAUAUGUGGUUCGAUGGCCCUGGGGAAAUAAGAGCUAAACUCGUCUAAGAGUGAAAUACUGAGCUUGGGCUAAAGCUGCAGCAAAGUUCACCUCUCCUCCUUUCCUUUCGUGAUGCACCGGCAGCCAGAGAGGAUCUAUUUAAUCAGGUUAAGAGACAAAGGAAGGCCAAAAGAGAGAGCUGAGCGGAUACAAAAUGUCACUUAAUGCCAUCUCAGUCCCACAUCUGUCACCUGAUGCUGGCCAAGCGGUAGCUCGCAUCUCCUGUGGAGAAUCUACUCUUAAGCAGGAAAUGGAGGUGAGAGAAACAAGUGUCUGAAGAUGUUACUAGAUUCAGCUUUAUGAAUGAAUGCAUGAGUCCCAGCAUGGAGAGGGAUGUGAAAUCAGUAAGUGGGCUCUUUGUAUCCAGCUGAUGAAGCUGAUGAUUGUUCUUCUAAGGCUUCCUUCCAAAGUGUGCUUGUACAGUUCGAUUGAUGCCCUGUUGUGGUUUCUUUUCUUCUCUUUUCAACUGAAAAUGGUGCUUUAAAGUUUUCUGCUCUGCACAAUGAGUUACUUCCUGUCCUACUGUAAAGGGCAUUGCAGCACUGUGCUGUCUCAGUACCAAACCCUCCGAGCAGAAGGUUUGCUGUGCGAUAUUUUGUUGAAGGUAAAAGAGAAUGAGUUCCCCGCUCACAAGUCUUUGCUGGCCUGUUCCAGUGAUUACUUCAGGGCCAUGUUCAAGAGCUAUACGAAAGAAUCAAAGGAUGCCAUCAUUCACCUGCAAGUCAUCUCAGCCAUUGGUCUGCAACAUGUUCUGGAUUUCAUCUAUACUUCCUGGUUGCCCUUGUCUUUUGAUAGUUUGGAAGAUACCUUGGAAGCCGCUACUUACUUGCAAGUGACUGAGGCAAUUGGCUUGUGCAGCCAGUACCUGACUAAUAAUCUUACUCUGGAGAACUGCUGUUUUUCUGCCAAUGUUGCUGCAAAAUUCUAUCUUCCAGAUGCUUUAUCAGCAACUGGAAAAUAUAUAAUUACUAACCUCUGGAAGCUGCUGGAUCUGGAUUUUGCUGGGCUGCUUGAGCUGAACUUCCAGACUUUGAAAGCAAUAGUAGAAUCUCCUGAUGUCCCCAUGGUCAAAGAGCAUGACUUUCUUGAUCUAGUGCUGAAGUGGCUGAGGCAUGAUAAACUGAGGUUAACCCACACUACUAGCCUGUUGGAACAUAUACGACAUGGUCUUAUUCCAGUGGAAGAUCUGCGAAAGGUCUACACACAGACAGAAGUACCACUGACAGCUCCCAUAAAAUGCCUAAUCAUAAAUGCAAUAAACUACCAUUCACUUAUCUUCAGACAACCAAUCCUUCAGGAUAAGUACACUACCCUGAGAAACCAGAAGACGCGGAUUAUCCUCCUUGGAGGUAUGAUUGCACAUGAAGGGCCUGUCAGUGAUGUGGUGGCUUUUGACGUUUACAACCACAGAUGGCAAACUUUAACACAACUGCAGAACAGAGUACAAAAUCACUGUGUGUGUACAAUUGGAAACUUUUUAUAUGUAUUAGGUGGUGAAAUAGAAGAUUUGCAAAGUAAUCCAAAAAGUCCCACUUUGACAGUUACAAACAAAGUCCAUCGCUAUGAUCCCAGGUUUAACAAGUGGAUCCAAGCCACAGGGAUGCUGGACAAGAGAAGUCAGUUUUCUUGUUGUGUCUUAGAAAACCACAUCUUUGCAAUUGGUGGGCAAGGUGAGAAUGGAUCACUGCAUUCAUCAGUGGAAGUCUACAAUAUUAGCCAAAACAGAUGGGCAAAGAUUCAGAAUUUGCCAUGUAAAAUGCAUGGUCAUGCAGGCGCUGUUUGCAAGAACAUCAUUUAUAUAUCUGGUGGCAAACACGUGGAUCAAAAUAACACAAGUAAAGAUAUGUAUUCAUUGAGUACUGUGGAAGGAGAAUGGACAAAGCAAGCCCCAAUGAGUAUUUCUCGGUUUGGGCACCAGAUGGCCACAAUCAGAGAUACAAUUUUUACAUUUUUAGGGCUUUAUGAACCGUUCUCUGAAAUUGAAAUGUAUGAUCCUAGGCAGAAUCAGUGGACACGUUUAAGGCCAUUGGUCUAUGAUCGAUUUAGUUAUGGUUUGGCAGUAGUGGAGGAAACUGCACUUCUCAUUGGGGGAAAGAAGUGGCAAGACUCUCGGGAGGUUCCAACUCAGGAUGUAGUGGGCUAUGAUAUAGACAAUGACUGUUGGGAAGAAAUCUGCAAAGCGUCCUUGCCUUGGUAUGGAUUGCAGUGUGCAGUACUACAGCUUCCUGAAUUAGUUGAAGCUAAGGAUGUUCAACAACAAAACAACAAACCAUCUCAUUGAGCAGGAGCAUCUCUACAAGGACACUUCAGCCAAAUUAUUAAACUUUUGAGAUUUCUAAAUACUACAAACGUAGUCCAGUUCAUAACAUGGAAAGCUAAUGUUGUGAGACUGCAAAUGGCAAUGAACUUUAUACUGCAAAGCAUUCUCAAACAAAAUACAGAAAGACAAGGCAAGUGUAGCCAGAAAAAAAUUACAGACUAGCAUGCAUUUUCUUUGCAUAAUGAAUUGGACAAGAAUGCCUUACCUAAGCAACACAAAAUGACUGUAUGAAGAUAUUAUACAAGGUGCUGGUGAUCUUGAUAUUUUACAAAGAUUGCUUGAUGCAAAAACUCAGCCAGGGAGGAAAAGAGGCCUGUUAAUUAGCUUUUGCACACCAACAUGUAUUUUUGAAGUUGUUUUAAGUGGUUAGGAAGACUGUGAAAGGUAGAGAAAAUGUUUGCAUACUAGGCGUGAGAAUGAGAGCAAUGUCAACAGAUACCCAAACUUUAUAUGGAAUUGUCUUCAAGUCUAUGUAGAAUGAGGGCACUGAUUCUUGUUCUUACUCUGAUUUUUCUUUAUUAUUUCCUCACAUAACCAAAUCAGACAGAUUGGUGUCACACUAGUAUACAGCCAGAUUCCCAGCUGAAACAUGAUUGGCAGGAAUCAUAACAAGAAUAUGACAAUUUUUAGAAAUGGUGCUAAAGCUGUACAUUCAUUCUAAAAAAAAACAGCUAAAAACAAUCAGCAGUGUGCAAUUAAAAAAUGAAACAAAAGGAAGUCUUGCAGAAUUCUUCACCUCCUGAAACUGCCAUUUCAUUGGGUGAAUUUAGAGUGUUGAAAAUUCAGCACAGAAUUAUGUCAAAACUAUGUAAGUAAGAGAAAGGAAUAGGAAGUAAAAGGUUGAGAGGAAAAUGUAACAGUAGGGGCUUCUAUCUAGCUGCUCAGAACAUAUGGUAUGCCAUGCCGGGUCAUACUAGCAGGAAAGUUUAUUUGUUGAUGAUUAAUUUCUCCCCAACAAUAAGCUGUACUAAUCAAAGCCAUAUAUAGCAGAGUAUAUGUUUGUAUGGGUUACAAUUCUGUGUCAUAUUGUAAGGACAGUUUGCUGUUUUGAUACCAUACAUUUAAGAAUCUUACUAAAAAUACCAGUGUUCUCUUUCUGUAUUGCUGCCAGAGUAGGAUGGUUACAAACUUUGUAAUUUUAAGCCCCAGGGAUGUACAGAUUUUGCAGCAAAGGUUUUUGAUUCCAUUGUGUGAAACUUGUGUAUAUACUAAUUUAUGAAAAUGAACAUUCAUCUCAACAUCCACUUCAUUUACAGCACACCCCUUCUAGUUUGAAAGAUAAUGGAGUAAAGAUGCAUAUUAGAUCUUUAAGCACAGUGCUUUAAAAAAGUAGAAAGAAUACAACAUUGUUUCAAACUUGACACAAUAUAAGCUGAAUUUGCUCCUUGAAAGUUGUAAAUCUGUCUCCACCAAGAUAAUAUGCAGGCUGAAGAGCUGUAGCAUAGCAACAGGUUGCUGUCUUGUAAAUGGCUUGACAAGGCAGUACUGAGAAUUUGCUGGCAUGAGGGUGCUAUGUACUAGAGCUGCACAGCCAGAUGGAUGAAGGGAAUAUACUCAUUCCAAAGUCAUUGGGUAUGCUUUAUUCCCCAGGCACCCUCCCUCCCUCCCAUAAGUCUAAAAGUCUUCUGUAGUUCACUUUGUUAUAUACUUCUCUUCCUGAACAUGAAAUGCUUCUGUGUAAGAAAAAGUAUUUAAACCCCUCCAUAGACCUGAUGGGAGAAGCAUGGCUGAGUUCUUAAGGAUUAAGAAAAACUGGUGGUGAUAGGAUGUUUUUACUCUGUUUAACUGUUUCUGCUCUUGGCUUGCCUUUUUGUUGAGAAUUAUUUUUAUUUUAUCAUGGCUUUAUUCCUUACUCUACUGUGUGAGCUGCUCUGAGUGAAGAAAUCCCACAUUAAAAAAAGAAAAUACCAUCAUAGGGGGUAAUAAUCACAGUGUUUUUCAUUUUAGCCUAUCCAUAUGUACUGAAAGACAUGAUUAGACACCGCUUGCCAUAAUAUGAAGUGGAAAGCCAUGAUGAAUCACAUCUUCCUAAUGUACAUAUACUAAAAUACAUGCAUGAACAACCAGCACAAAUUACUAUCUACAGGAAAUUUUCACGUUUCCACCUCACCUGGAUUUUCUGUGUAAGAGAAUCAUGUAAAGUGACAGCACUGGAAUUAGUCGAUUCUUUGUCUGAACCCACCCACCCCAAAUUUACUGAGUGUGGCAGAAGAUUUACUGAUCAUCUGCAUGGGGAUUAUGAAACCAACACACAUAGGGAUUAUGAAAUCCUCGUAUUAUAGGGAACACAACUGGAGAGGAUUCAUGUAACAUAUCG
Molecule: messenger RNA, 4799 nt
Organism: Gekko japonicus
Lineage: Eukaryota; Metazoa; Chordata; Lepidosauria; Squamata; Gekkonidae
Gene: KLHL34
Product: kelch like family member 34
Exons: 1
Coding region: 665-2443 (592 amino acids)
Molecular function (GO): protein binding
Source: RefSeq, a predicted model, not a curated record